GCCCCCGGCCCCGGCUCCUCCUCCUCCUCUUCUCGCCAUUGCAGUUGGACUCAGCAGCCCGGUGCGCACCGCGUGGCUUUUGGGGGGAGACCCCGGCGGGCUGUGGCAGGAGGGCGGCGGCGGCGGUUGCGGUCGGGGAAGGGAACGCCGACAAGAUAGUUGAAGUAUUGAUAACACCAAGGAAAUCUGUUACAAUUUGAAAAGAUAAGCAAACAUUUGAUUUCCAGACACUACAGCAAAAGAAGUAAAAAUGCGUCCAAUGCGAAUUUUUGUGAAUGACGAUCGCCACGUGAUGGCAAAGCACUCUUCUGUUUAUCCAACCCAAGAGGAACUGGAGGCAGUCCAGAACAUGGUGUCCCACACAGAGAGGGCUCUCAAAGCUGUGUCUGACUGGAUAGACGAACAGGAGAAAGGCAGCAGCGAGCACGCGGAGUCCGAGAAUGUGGAUGUGCCCCCAGAGGAUGAGACCAAAGAAGGGGCUGGGGAGCAGAAGACGGAGCACAUGACCAGAACCCUGCGGGGUGUGAUGCGCGUUGGCCUCGUGGCAAAGGGCCUGCUGCUCAAGGGGGACUUGGAUUUAGAGCUGGUGCUGCUAUGUAAGGAGAAGCCCACUACCGCCCUCCUGGACAAGGUGGCUGACAACCUCGCCAUCCAGCUCGCUGCGGUCACAGAAGACAAGUACGAAAUACUCCAGUCUGUUGACGAUGCUGCGAUUGUGAUAAAAAACACAAAAGAGCCUCCAUUGUCCCUGACCAUCCACCUGACAUCCCCUGUUGUCAGAGAAGAAAUGGAGAAAGUAUUAGCCGGAGAAACGCUAUCAGUCAACGAUCCCCCGGACGUUCUGGACAGGCAGAAAUGCCUUGCUGCCUUGGCGUCCCUCCGACACGCCAAGUGGUUCCAGGCCAGAGCCAACGGGCUGAAGUCGUGUGUCAUUGUCAUCCGGGUCCUGAGGGACCUGUGUACCCGCGUGCCCACCUGGGGUCCCCUCAGAGGAUGGCCCCUUGAGCUUCUCUGUGAGAAGUCCAUCGGCACGGCCAACAGACCAAUGGGUGCCGGCGAGGCCCUGCGGAGAGUGCUGGAGUGCCUGGCGUCGGGGAUCGUGAUGCCAGAUGGUUCUGGCAUUUAUGACCCUUGUGAAAAAGAAGCCACUGAUGCUAUUGGGCAUCUAGACAGACAGCAACGGGAAGAUAUCACACAGAGUGCGCAGCAUGCCCUGCGACUCGCUGCGUUCGGCCAGCUCCAUAAAGUUCUGGGUAUGGACCCUCUGCCUUCUAAGAUGCCCAAGAAACCAAAGAAUGAAAACCCAGUGGACUACACAGUUCAAAUCCCCCCCAGCACCACGUAUGCCAUUACGCCCAUGAAGCGCCCGAUGGAAGAAGAUGGGGAGGAAAAGUCUCCCAGCAAAAAGAAGAAGAAGAUUCAGAAGAAAGAGGAGAAGGCAGAGCCCCCUCAAGCUAUGAACGCCCUCAUGAGACUCAACCAGCUGAAGCCAGGCCUGCAGUAUAAGCUGGUUUCCCAGACCGGCCCGGUGCACGCCCCCAUCUUUACCAUGUCUGUGGAGGUGGACGGCAGCUCAUUCGAGGCCUCCGGACCAUCCAAGAAGACGGCCAAGCUGCACGUGGCCGUGAAGGUGUUACAGGACAUGGGCCUGCCUACCGGCGCAGAAGGCAGAGACUCCAGCAAGGGGGAGGAUUCCGCUGAGGAAACGGAAGCAAAGCCGGCCGUGGUGGCCCCUCCGCCUGUGGUGGAAGCCUCUUCGACCCCCAGUGCUGCCUUCCCCUCAGAUCCCACCGCCGAGAACGUAAAACAGCAGGGGCCGAUCCUGACCAAGCAUGGCAAGAACCCUGUUAUGGAACUUAACGAAAAGAGGCGUGGCCUCAAGUAUGAGCUCAUCUCCGAGACCGGGGGCAGCCACGACAAGCGUUUCGUCAUGGAGGUCGAGGUGGACGGACAGAAGUUUCAGGGUGCUGGCUCAAACAAAAAGGUGGCAAAAGCAUAUGCCGCUCUUGCCGCACUAGAAAAGCUAUUCCCUGAUGCCCCUCUCGCCCUGGAAGCCAACAAGAAGAAGAGAGCCCCUGUCCCCGUCAGAGGUGGACCGAAAUUUGCUGCUAAGCCACAUAACCCUGGGUUUGGCAUGGGAGGCCCCAUGCACAAUGAAGUGCCCCCGCCCCCGAACCUUCGAGGGCGGGGAAGAGGAGGAAACAUCCGAGGUCGAGGAAGAGGGAGAGGAUUUGGUGGCGCCAACCAUGGAGGCUACAUGAACGCUGGCGCGGGAUAUGGCAGCUAUGGGUAUGGAGGCAACUCGGCGACAGCAGGCUACAGUCAGUUCUACAGCAACGGAGGGCAUUCUGGGAAUGCCGGUGGUGGCGGCGGCGGGGGCGGUGGUGGCUCCUCCGGCUACAGCUCCUACUACCAAGGCGACAACUACAGCUCACCGGUGCCCCCGAAACACGCCGGAAAGAAGCAGCCGCACGGGGGCCAGCAGAAGCCCUCCUACGGCUCGGGCUACCAGUCCCACCAAGGCCAGCAGCAGUCAUACAGCCAGGGCCAGUAUGGCAACUACGGCCCCCCGCAGGGCAAGCAGAAGGGCUAUAACCAUGGACAAGGCAACUACUCCUCCUACUCAAACUCCUACAGCUCCCCCGGGGGCGGGGGCGGAUCAGACUACAGCUACGAGAGCAAAUUCAACUACAGUGGUAGUGGAGGCCGGAGCGGCGGGAACAGCUACGGCUCAGGCGGGUCGUCCUACAACCCAGGGUCACACGGGGGCUACGGCGGUGGCUCUGGGGGCGGCUCCUCAUACCAAGGCAAACAAGGAGGCUACUCGUCACAAUCAAACUACAACUCCCCGGGGUCCGGCCAGAAUUACAGCGGCCCUCCCAGCUCCUACCAGUCCUCACAGGGCGGCUACGGCAGAAACGCAGAUCACAGCAUGAACUACCAGUAUAGAUAAAGCCCCCCCGAGGGGUGAAGAUUUGUACCUUCUGCACUUACCCCUCGUUGUAAGAUUCAGUUUUAUGCAUCACAGUUAACACGUCAGCUGGCCUCCAGGUCCCCUCCGCCCCAACCUGUCCACGUUGCUGUGUUGUGAGGUGCAGCUGGUCACUGCUGUGACCCGUCCUGUGACCCAUAUUUAGCCGUGUUUGGGACUUCCAUGUCUUCAGUGGUUUGUUAGUUGCCAUCACAACUUUGUCUGAGUAGAGUUUUUUGAGUUCUUGCAGUUACGUAUCCCUCUGUCUAUUUACAAUUGGUGUUAGUGUUAACUCAGUUUGUCUUUAAAUAGCUACAGAAGGGAUACAUCAUCUGUUAAUGCUUUUGUGAAGUGAGUUAAACGAGCUUUCUGUAUUUUAAUGCUUUAGUGUUUCAGUUUUAUAAGUGAAGAUUUUAUUUUAAAAACCAGUGGGAAAGAGUGGGGUUUUUUUGUAUGUCUGGAUCAUUCAGGCAGUACAUCUGAAUUAAGCUGAAUGUAGACAAAUAAAGAAAAAGAAAACUCUGUGCCCGUCGUAGGCCUGGGUGUCUGACCCACCGGCAGUGUGAUGGGCAGGUUCCUCCACUGUUCCCGGCACGGGAAUGCAGGGCGGGGGUGGCAGGGCAGUCCCCUGUCACAAAAGAGUCCAGCUCCAGGCCUCUAGAUGCCUUAACUCCAAGGUUGGCUGGGGCCAGCAAGCCGGUUACAUCGGGACCUUGUAUUCCUGAUGGUCUGCAGAGUGGCUUACGAGCGGCCCAGGCUGGUGUCUGGGGAUUUGCUCUCACAGUUCUGCAUGCUUGCUUUUCUGCUCCAUGGGUUCUGGUGUUGUUUUAAGUGCAGUUUCACGUCACCAUGGAGUAAAAUGUCCGAGGUUUGGUACGUGUAACCUGACUUGAAAAAGGCCAGUUGAAUCUGGCUAAAGCAUCCCAAGAUCUGGGAAACCCAGCCAUAGAACCUUCCAUGUCGGGAUGGCGUGGUUUUGUGUCUCCAGCAGCCUUCCUGGAGCAGCCCCCGCCCAGACGCUCAGUCGUGGCCCAGCCCCGUUCUAGCAGGCUUCCCUGGAGCGGUGCUUCUCAAUCUCAGGCAGUGUUGCAUUGUUUGGGGGACCAUUGGUCACCCAGUGGGCAGAGGCCAAUGAUGCUACUGACUGUUCUGCGCUUAAGUGUCAGCUGUGUGAAGGUGAAGGAACCUGCCCUGAGAGCAGCGCUUUCCAGCUCUGGCCCUGCCCCGGGGGGAGGGGGCGGAGUGGGGGAGGCGCCCUGACUGCCUUUGCCCGGGCUUCAGCUCUGUCUCGGAAGAGCCUCUUGGGUGAGGCCUGGGGCUGUACCUCUGCAGAGACCCUUCUCCUCUCGCCGUCUCUCUGCCAUCUCUCAGACCAGGCACCAUUUGAGUUCUGAACCCCGGGAAGUCCCUUGGCCUCCUGUACUUGGUUAACUAUAGCCUUUGGAAGAAAAUCAAACUAUUCUUGACUCAGAACUCUUCCGCUGAGGCAGAAAAUCUAAUGUGCCUUCAAAGGAUGAAGCUUUGCCUUGGAGAGGUGAAUGAAAGGUGUUCUGCACUAGACAAAAGAAAACACUGGAAGAAUUUUGUCUUCUGGAGCAGAGGAGGACCCAGGUGGUCUAAUUCGGGGAGAGGGAGGGAUGGUAUGAUGCCCACCUGAGAGGUGGUCCACAGUGCGAGCAUUCAGGUGGGCCUGCCGCAAGCUGGGAUCCCUCGAGUGUGUGUGCGCGCACCAGUGGAGAUGAGACAGACCUGAGGGAUGGGUCCCAACCCAGACUUUGAUGAGAUGUGACAUGUCCAUGACCCAUCGUCUCUCCUAGACACUUCCAGGGGGCUGGGACAGAGAGCCCCUCCAGAUCAUUAGGACCUUGUAUUGAAAUGAGAAGACACAGGCUGUGGAUGGAGCCUGCAGCGCUCAGAAACCCACGGGAAGGAAGGCCCUACCCCGCCUGCCAAAUACCUUCAAGCUGUGGGCCUGUGUUCUUGGCACGAGUCUCUCCUUAACACCAGUUUCCAAAGCGCUGACCACCACCACAUUGAAGUUUCUGAAUGCAGGCCCUUCACAAGGGCAGGAAUCUUGAAGAAGGCUGUGGAAAGAGCUCCCAGCCCAUCUUGAAGUGGAGGCCUCAGGGAGCUGUGACUUGGUGCCACGUUCCUCUUUUGAAAAAGGGUGGCUCCCUGGGUGGCUUGUCUCGAAUAGAUGCCUGUCUCGGUCCCUGGGGCCGGCCUGAGCGCUCCCCAAGCCAGGGCAAGUUUUGUUGACCUGAGAGACAUUGUCAAGAACAGAGCAGUAUCGGAGUAGGAUCUUGCCCUGUUUCUUCCAGCUUCUGGUGACUUAGGGCAUUCCUUGGCUCAUGACAGCAUCACUCCAGGCUCCGCCUCCUUCACGGGACCUCCCUGUGAGCCUCUGUGUCUCAGGCUCCUUUCUUACAAGGACACCAGUCAUUGGAUUUCAACUCCACCCUAAUCCAGGGUGAGCGCAUCCCAAGACCCUUCACAUUCACGGGUAUCGGCAGUUAGGACUUGGAUGUACGUUUUGGGGGGAACACUAUACAACCCACUAAAGAGUUGGGUGAAGGCUUUAUCCCAUGCUGCUGGCACAGCCCUGGGAGGUGGUCAACCACCAUCAGGAUCAUCACGUGGUCAGCAUGGCGGGGACCUGUCCCAAGGCGACAGCUCAUGAGCACACAUCCCUUGGCACCCUAACUGCUUGGGGACCUCGGUGCUAAUGGCACUGUGAUGCAGCUGGUCAGCAACAGUAUCACAGCCCGCAGGACCUGCCGUCCCAGCAAGCUGGGUUUAGGAAGGUAUGGCCGACACGGUGAACAUGGAGAAGACCUGGGUGCUGGCAUGUCAUUCAGAGCUGACCAAGGCCUUUCCAGGCCUGUUGCCCUCUAAGUGCAGGAAGCCAGCCUGGAGGAGGUUCUCACUGAGAUGCUUCUCCAGGUCCUCCUCGGCCAGGGACACGGUGGGCAACAGAGAUGCCUCAGCCCACAUGCUGCCAGAGGAGGGUGUCCUGCCUCUUUCAGUCACCAGCAGAGAUCACCAGGGGAGCAUCAGCGGGAAGAGCCAGUGGCCCACAUGCUUACUCAGCAAGUUGAUCAGGGUCGGCCUGGUGCACACGGCCCGCCCGUCUUAUGCCCAAUCAACAGACCCGGUAUGGAACAGAAGUAUUCUACAGGCGCCGCUCCCAGCAGGCCCCGCCUCGAGACGCCACGCCCUUGUGCCGUCAGCAAACUUCCAAUUGGGCGCUGUUGCAGGCUCCGCCCUGGGCCGCGCCCCCAUAGGUGUCUCCCGCCUGGUGCUCACAUCCAAUGGCUUGGGAAAGGACGCUUUCCCAAGGCUCCGCCCCCAGAGCCGCCGCUUCCCUGGUCUCCCGGCAACGCGAGGGGUGCUGUCCAGCGUUCUGAAGCCGCGCUCCCAGCGCCUUUCGAAUAGUGGCGGCCUUCUGGCGCCCCCAGCCCUCCCUGCUGAGCAGCGCCGAAACCCCUAAAGCAGAGG
Molecule: messenger RNA, 6469 nt
Organism: Mirounga angustirostris (Northern elephant seal)
Lineage: Eukaryota; Metazoa; Chordata; Mammalia; Carnivora; Phocidae
Gene: ILF3
Product: interleukin enhancer binding factor 3
Exons: 21
Coding region: 251-2953 (900 amino acids)
Cellular component (GO): precatalytic spliceosome
Molecular function (GO): double-stranded RNA binding; single-stranded RNA binding
Source: RefSeq, a predicted model, not a curated record